Molecule: messenger RNA, 3296 nt
Organism: Betta splendens (Siamese fighting fish)
Lineage: Eukaryota; Metazoa; Chordata; Actinopteri; Anabantiformes; Osphronemidae
Gene: arxa
Product: aristaless related homeobox a
Exons: 5
Coding region: 329-1729 (466 amino acids)
Biological process (GO): regulation of transcription by RNA polymerase II
Molecular function (GO): DNA-binding transcription factor activity, RNA polymerase II-specific; RNA polymerase II transcription regulatory region sequence-specific DNA binding
Source: RefSeq, a predicted model, not a curated record
CACACGCACGGGCCAAUCAGACGCGCGGUUCCAGCCUCCACGUAUGCUGAGCGAGCGCGCCGAGCCGAGAAGCGCCUGGCAGACCGGAGCGCAGCGCGAGGCAGCCAAACCGCUGUCCGUCAUUAGAUGAGAGCGUGACAGAGACGCGAGAGGAGAGCAGGAGGGAGGAGAGUCCGCGGCCCCAACAGAAACACUGGCCUGACGGGAGAACGGGAGACGAAGACGACCCGCCGCAGCCGGAGCGAGAGAGCGAGAGAGAGAGAGAGAGGGAGGGAGAGAGAGGGCGACCAACAGGCGUUAGAAGAGAAACUAAAGACCCAGCGGCAACAUGAGCGGCCAGUUUGAGGGAGAAAUGCACGACAGGGGCGAGAGGAAGAGCAGCAAAUCCCCGACGCUGCUCUCGUCCUAUUGCAUAGACAGUAUCCUGGGCCGCCGGAGUCCGUGUAAGGUCAGGCUGAUAGGAGCGCAAAGUUUGACGGGUCUGCCCGGCAGAGCGGAGCUCGACAAGGCUGCCGACGGGCCAACAAAAGACCCCCUCUCUCUCGGCGCUGACAUGCACCUGCCCCCGAAGCUCCGCCGGCUGUACGGACCAGGUGGGAAGUACCUCCACGAGCACGCGGAGAAGCUGGACAGAGAGCGGCUCCUCGUGGAGCAGACCGGCGACAGCCUCAAGAUCAGCCAGGCGCCGCAGGUGAGCAUCAGCCGCAGCAAGUCCUACCGGGAGAACGCGUCGUUGAGCCGGGCGGACGGCGAUCAGAGCCCGUGCGAGGGCUCGGACGACGGCAGCCUGGGGCUCGUGGAGCUCGGCCCCUUGAAGUUCGAGGAGGACGCCGCGAAGGAGGAGGAGAGCUGCGGGGACGCGGCCGCGCUGUCCCCGAAAGACGAGGAGAGGGAGAGCUUGAACGCCGGGGAUGGGGACGUGAGGGACGGGGAGGACAGCGUGUGUCUGUCGGCGGGAAGUGACUCGGAGGAGGGGAUGCUGAAACGGAAGCAGAGAAGAUACAGGACUACGUUCACCAGCUAUCAGCUGGAGGAGCUGGAGAGAGCGUUCCAGAAGACACACUACCCCGACGUCUUCACCAGAGAGGAGCUCGCGAUGCGCCUGGAUCUCACCGAGGCCCGCGUGCAAGUGUGGUUCCAGAACCGCAGGGCCAAGUGGCGGAAGCGCGAGAAGGCCGGCGUGCAGGCCCACCCGUCGGGCCUGCCGUUCCCGGGGCCCCUGGCGGCGGGACACCCCCUCAGCCACUACCUGGAGGGAGGGCCCUUCCCUCCCCACCACCACCCGGCCCUGGAGUCGGCCUGGACGGCGGCGGCGGCGGCGGCCGCCGCCUUCCCAGGCCUGGCCCCGCCGCCCCACAACGGCUCGGCCCCCCCCCUGGCCACCCCCGUGGGCCUGGGCACCUUCCUGGGCACCGCCGCCAUGUUCCGCCACCCCGCCUUCAUAGGGCCCACGUUCGGCAGGCUCUUCUCCAGUAUGGGUCCCUUGACCAGUGCUUCCACUGCCGCAGCCCUGCUACGCCAGCCCGCCCCCCCUGUAGAGAACCCCUCCCACGCGGGCCCCGUCCUCCCCGACCCUUCGUCCACUUCCUCAUCCUCCUCUUCCUCGGCCGCGGCGGACCGCAGGGCCUCCAGCAUCGCCGCGCUGCGCCUCAAGGCCAAGGAACACUCGGCCCAGCUCACCCAGCUUAACAUCCUGCCCGCCGGAGCCGCAGGGAAGGAGGUGUGCUGAACACUCAACACCAGCUCUAGGCCUCCCCGUCCCGGGCUUACGUCCCAUUCCAUGACCCCCCACCCCACCCACCCACCUACCACCUCCCUCCAGAAGCCCAUUCAUACCUCUGGAGGCUGACGUCCCCGUGUUCAACCAUCCCCUCUUACCUCAUGUUUCCCCAACAGAAUAGCACGACCAAAUUUCAAAAAGCACUAGCUAAACAAGAAGUGUGUGUUUGUGUGUGUGUGUCAGUAAUUACAGCUAUUGUAGCAGUGUUUUAACACACUAUGAAUUACACAUUUAAACAACAGUUACAUCAUUUUGACACAUGGCUUAUAAGAUGAAUUUGAUUUGCCUAAUUUAAAAACUUGGCAACACUGUGUUUGAGAAUCUCCAGUAUGAUGUUAUAUACUUCUAUGUACUACAUUAGAGUGAAAUACUGCACUUUGUACUGCACUAGAUUACUCAAUAGUUAUUUUACAAAGAAGCUUAAAAUAGAAGAUAUCUCAGGAUCUUAUCAAAUUUGCAAAGUUACUAUGACCACAAACUGCUAUUUGCAUGAGAUUAGAAAUACUAAUUCAUACAUUAACAUGCACAUUUCUUUUUUGAGUAUUUAACUUAUUAAAUAGGUAUAUUUUGGCCACAAUUCUUUUAUAUUUGCAGUUAGUAGCUUGGAUGACAGUUAAAUAAAGAGGUUGUCACUCACACACACAAUCACACACACACACACACACACACACACACACACACACACACACACACACACACACAGAGGCAGAUGAAGACCCACAGGGGAAGCCAGACAGAAGGGAUUCCUGAGCUGCUUCAAAUGUGGACAAUGCCAGUGCUUGACACUAACACUGCUUAAUCUGUAUGCAUUGAUGCAUCUAUAAGGCGAGUUGGAGGAGGUACCCCCCUGAACCAAAGGAAAAACUGUCCAUAGACCUUCCAUAGCCUUCUCUACAAGCCUGACUCCUCUCUGCUGCCCGCCUGUCCGACAGUCACACUCAGCUGUGCCAUCACUUCCAAAUCUCCUAAUUUGACGUCGUUUAAAGCCACGUCUGUAAAUUGACCCCGCAUCUGCUCUUUGAUUAUCACAGCGGUGGCAUUUCCGCUGAGUCUGACUCCAGGACACGCGGGCGAAUUUGAGACCUGACUGUGUGAAAGACAACUGUACAUACUGUGUAAAAAAGGGUAAAAAAAAAAUACAACAAAAAGGAUGAUUUUCAAAACAAGGUCGUGUAUAUUUCAGGAAAACCGUGUUUUGAUAAUUUGCACUCGGUGUAGUGUGUUAUGAGCGUCGCCCUGUGUAGAAUUCCACCUGUGUUUAUGAAUUAUUAGGUUUUUAGAUAAUUAUUUAUGUCAAAACUUUUCCCAGAGGAACUGAGUGAAGGACAGUUUUUUUCUUAAGUGAUUGUAAGUUUCCUGGUUUAAUUAUGCUAAUUUGAAUAAAUUACAUUGAUAAAAUGAGUUAUCUUUUAUUAUUUCAAAAUUCCUUUAGGACAGACAUAGGCCUAAACCAGGAAAAAAAAACGCUGUGAAAUAGAAUAUUAUAGAACUAUUAAUAAAAGGUGUUAUGAAGUAA